GGUGGAGUGGUCACAUUUAGUUCAGCUAUAGGUGUGAAAAUGAGAAGAUGUUAUAAUUAUGAGUCAACAAGCACAUGAAGCAGUUGAAGUAAAAGGAGAAAGAGCAUCAAAUACCAACAUGGAUUCAUCCCCGAGGCACCCACACGAUGAUGUCAAGAGGGAAACACCAGCAGUCACAGAUGCAGGAUCCUGUUCAGUUUAUCAUCUGAUAGCUGGAGUGGCUGUUGGCAUGGCAACAAUAAUCAUCUUGACUGGACUCCUUUUAUAUUUGGGGUUAUUUGUCUCGUGGUCAGCGGCGCCAGAGGUGGAGCAGGCUUCCAAAACUUCAGCAAAGGAGCUGAUGGAGCGGCUGCAGCAGUGUCAAAAAGAGCGCCAUGAUCUGAACCUCAUGCUCCAUACUGUCACUCAAGACUCCAGAUGCAGUGUGUGUCCAGUCAGCUGGCUUUGGUGGAAGGGUCACUGCUACUUCUUCUCGGUGGGACUUCAGGAGAGUCGUCAGUGGAAUGAGAGCGCUGAGUUUUGUCGGGGACACAACAGCAGUCUGGCUGUAAUCAAAGACUCUGCAGAGAUGGAAUUUAUCCAAGGGGUGAUGAGGAAGUUCCCUCAGCUCCCCUUCCUGUGGGUGGGACUGACAGACUCCAAGCAGGAGGGUCAGUGGCUGUGGUGGGACGGGACGGACAUCCAGCACUACAUGCAGGUGACGGUGGAGUGGGAUGCUGGUCACAGAGACUGUGCAGACCUGAGGGGAGGUGGGAGUCUCUUCGCUGCUGAGUGUGAAGCAUACGGACCCUGGGUCUGUAAGAGAGCGUCCUGA
This is a messenger RNA of Seriola aureovittata, 814 nucleotides long. RefSeq names its product CD209 antigen-like protein E. The record is from RefSeq and is a predicted model, not a curated record. Bases 59 to 814 code for a protein of 251 amino acids. The transcript is spliced from 6 exons. Lineage: Eukaryota; Metazoa; Chordata; Actinopteri; Carangiformes; Carangidae.